Chara braunii is the source of this 1274-nucleotide messenger RNA. The record is from the annotation of a GenBank genome assembly. NCBI's taxonomy places the organism in Eukaryota, Viridiplantae, Streptophyta, Charophyceae, Charales, Characeae.
GCAACAUAGUGCCCGUUUGAGAGGGGUGUUUCUGGUGGGGAAGGGGUGUUACUAGGAGUACGAGAUGCGAUGUGUGGCGUGGCAAGGGCUUACACGUGGCAUGGCUUUAACUAUGAGGAGCGAUAUCGGGGCGUUCAUUACCGAGCCUGCGGCAUCAACAGGGGCGAGAGUUGAGGGCCAGACGGAGAUGGCGUGCUUGAGUGACAUGUGGACAGGAGACACCGAAUGGCUCUGCAGUGCUCAAGCGACUAGUGCGCGCUUAAGUCAAAUCCUGACGAAGUUGCGAACGGUUGUGAUCGAAAGGGAGAAGCCGUCGAUCUUGUGGAUUCGAAGUGCUCAACAAUCUUUAAUGGAGAUUGGAUGGGGGUUGGAAGAGGGGCCGCCCCCCCACCUGGAAUUCGCAGAUUGGCCACGAUCGAAUGCGUUCAUGCGGCGCUGCUACAAGGACCUUGAGGAGGGGCAAGGUCUUUGUGGCGACUUGGAGGAUAGACUCUACGACGACGACGACGACGAUAUUGCGGACGACACUCGUGACAGCAUCAUCACCGUUGACGACGCGGUUGAUACCGGCAACCAUGACGACAACAAUCAGCUCAUCUGCGUCGCUGAGGCCUGCAAAAACAACAACAACAGCAAUAACACAUUGACGGUGCCUGUGGCACAGGCCGCAAACAUCAACAACAACAACCACACGGAUGGAGAGGGCAGGAAAAGGAAGAAGAACGAAGGAAAGGACCCAACCAAUGACAUCAUGGACGAAGACUGGGAACAGACGAAAGUGGACGAGGACAAAAGGGAAGACAGCCAGGAAAACCCGGAUUGGCUUCAACAAGCAAUCAAGGACUUGGAGCGCGCAAGGGACCUAGAAUUCAAGCUGCACAUGGCUCACCAACGGUAUAACCGCAAGGUGCAACAGGCGGGGGCAGGUGCAUCCCAACAAAAUACAGGGUCCCCGAAUGGUAACAGAUUCGAGGCUUUGCACAAGGAGGAGGAGAUGGCAGAAUUUCUGGCGCAACAGUACGGUCUGAAAACGAGAGUGGAAGGAAACAUGCUUUAUUUGGACAAUCCUGCAUAUGAUAAACAGUUCCAGUGGCCAAAGUCGUACGUGGACAGAGACGAGCAUCCUGCCAAGGCAAAAAAAGGGAAAAGGAUGCAGGAGCUGUGUUAAAUUCCGGGCCGCCCGGCGGCCCAGCCUCCGUCCGGCAGGGGUCCCGGGCGGCCCGGCCGGUUGGGUCCCCCGGUUCGAUGCUGGGCGGGCCCAGCGCAUUUUUGCG